GGUUCUUCGUCGCCUGAUCGACUCACGUAUUCGAUUUUGAACUACCAAAUAACAGCAAGUCCGAGGAGCUGCUGAGAAAGAUGGCCACGAUGGGAAGACUGGUGGUGGUGGUGGUGGUGGUGGCGGCGGCAUUGUCACUGGCGACUUCGGUUGCAGGUGCCAGAGUUGAGCUGCAGCAGUUUGCACCGAGUGUCAAUUUGGGGGCCAAUCUCUCGAGCUUGGAACAGCAGCUUCCUCUCGAGGCAGGCCUCGUAUGGGGAUACUACUCCAAGAGCUGCCCCAGGGCCGAGUCCAUCGUAACACAGAAGGUCUCCGAGGCGAUCAGGAACGAUCCCGGCAUUGCUCCAGGUUUGCUGCGUAUCUUCUUCCACGACUGCUUCGUCAAGGGAUGCGAUGCGUCGAUCCUUCUGAGGAACUCGAGGGGCUCUGAGCUGAACGACGUUCCGAACAGAACCAUCCGACAAAGUGCUCUGAAUUUGAUCGACCAGAUCAAGGCAGCUCUCGAGCAGGCGUGCAAAGGAGUCGUCUCCUGCGCAGACAUCGUCGUCCUGGCCGGUCGUGACAGCGUGAAGCUGGCCGGAGGACCUUCAUUCAAUGUUCCCCUCGGGCGUCUCGACUCGUUCACCAUCUUCCCUACCAACGCCCUGCCAACUCCAUUCGCCAGCUUCAACGACCAGCUCAAUGGCUUCAAGGCUGUCGGCUUGAACACUCAGGAUCUCGUCGCUCUGGCAUCUGGAGGACACACGAUCGGAAUUUCUCAGUGCGCAUCGUUCCAGGGACGCAUCUUCCCCAACUUGGACCCCAAGCUGAACAAGGACUUCGGCAACGCCCUGAGGCAGAUGUGCGGGAACAGCGGCAACACCGUGGGCAUCGACUUCUUCACCCCCAACAAGUUCGACAACCAGAUCUACAAGAACUUCCUGACCGGAGGAGCGCUGCUGCUGUCGGAUCAGAACAUGGACUCGGACUCCACGGCCUGGAAUCUGGUGAAGACGUGGGCCAACAACCAGGGUGCGUUCUUCAACCAGUUCCUUUCCUCCUACAUCAAGAUGAGCCAAAUCAACACUCUCUCCGGGCGUGCGGGGGAGGUCCGCAGAGUGUGCGCGAAGCCCAACAACAUGGCCGACGAAUUCGAGCCUGAGAUCAAGCUGGUUACCGAUAAUUAGGCGACGAGUAUGAAUUACAAUAUGACGACUUUACUGGUCCAUAAGAAUAUGACUGGAUCUACGCUAAGGUUCGAGUCUUCAUAGAUGCAACCUUCACCACGGUAAAUUUCUACGCUAUCUCCUCGAGGACUUUAGGCUGGGGUCAGGAGAUAUGUCAGCAUCGUAGUUGCUACCGUAGUUUGUAUGUUUUUAAUAGAGACGUGUGUGACUACACACCUAAUCCGAAUUUUGCACCGCUUAAUCCAGUUAAUUCUCCAAGGCUGAGGCCCUUGCACAAGCAAAUUUCCUUUCACUGCAGGAAAUCCUAUCUCCAGGAUUCGACGAUAGCUUCAAGCUCGAAUUGACAUUCGACGGCUGGUAGUUGAGCACUUAUAUACAUCUAGUAUCUCGAGCGUUGUCCUCGAGUAAUUAGGGCUAUUAGAUUCCAUUGAGUAAGAAAAAGGAAAAAUAAACUUCCCACUAUGUGGCAACGAAAGACUGACCUCGAAGGGCAAAAGGACAACAUGACCCUUGCCUCCAUCCGAACUGUGUGAAUGAAAAAUA
Molecule: messenger RNA, 1709 nt
Organism: Marchantia polymorpha subsp. ruderalis
Lineage: Eukaryota; Viridiplantae; Streptophyta; Marchantiopsida; Marchantiales; Marchantiaceae
Source: the annotation of a GenBank genome assembly